Onychostoma macrolepis is the source of this 5365-nucleotide messenger RNA. RefSeq names its product nuclear receptor subfamily 2, group F, member 5 (gene nr2f5). The record is from RefSeq and is a predicted model, not a curated record. Gene Ontology annotation, biological process: regulation of transcription by RNA polymerase II; cell differentiation; anatomical structure development. Gene Ontology annotation, molecular function: nuclear receptor activity; zinc ion binding; RNA polymerase II cis-regulatory region sequence-specific DNA binding. Lineage: Eukaryota; Metazoa; Chordata; Actinopteri; Cypriniformes; Cyprinidae. The transcript has 4 exons. Bases 2981 to 4192 code for a protein of 403 amino acids.
CCAAGCCUGUAUGUUGUUUUUUAUUCCCAUUCAGAUUCAAGUUCUGAUGACGGAUCACAUUGUUUGUAACUCUUGGUCUCUUUCCUAUUUUAUGACCACAGAAGACACAAGUUGACCAGCGCACAAGUUGUAUGGACUACAUUUAUGUUGUUUUUUUGUCUUUUUAAGCUUGACAGGCUAUAAACUGUCCUUAUAUGGAAAAGAUCUGUGUGACGAUCCUUCAAAAAUCCUCCUUUUGUGUUUCACGGAAAAAAUAACAGCAUACGGGUUUUGGAACAACAUGAGGGUGAGUAAAUAAUGUGCGAUUUUUCAAGUGAAUGAUAUUAAAAAGCUAAAUUCAUUUCAUUUGGACAUUUUAAAUGCCAUCACUGUAUAAAAUUACACAUAAUCACCAAAUAACGCCCUUUGUCUCUAUGCCACAGAAUGAUCUAAUAGCCAGUCAAAAGGCUAAUUGGAGGACAGGUAGGGUUACAUGUGACAACAAUUAAGCUAAGCUAAAGGCCAACUUUAUGGCCUCUAGCGCUAGAAGUGUCGUGCUAAACAGGGAUAACAAUAACAUCAAGUUCUUUUCUUUGCAUGCUGCCUAAUUGGGGACCAUAUGUUUUGUGAGUAUGUAAAUAAUUUAUUUUCUUUCAUUUCCAUUUAUUUACUAUAUGCUUCAUAUUUAAACAUGUUUUAACUCAUUGUAAAUAAUGCUGGCAGUGUUAUGAUUGUUUUAUUGCUAUGGUUUUGCUAAGGCAUCAACACAAAGAUGAGUGUUUACUUUGCAUGUAACGUCGGACAGAGAGGGAGGCAUAACUGUUUAAACUGGUUUAAUGGAAUACUGCACUUACUCACAGAGGGAAAUUUCCAACUGAGACGGAGAUGGGAAAAUAUUAAUGCAUCGCUAUGGAACUGAGGUGCUCUUAAACUGUUUUAAAAGAAAUAAUAAAAAUAAAAAAAUCUCUUUGAACAAAACCAUCACAUUUAGAGCUUGUUGCAUAAUGAUUACUUUUAACAAUUAAGUUACGAGUUAAUUUUCUUAUCCUAAUUUAUUUUCCAUUUUCACAGUAUUAGGGAAUUUUUUAAUGUAACAAAUGUAGUUUCAUAAAAUCUCCAUGAUAUUGCAAAAGUUUUUUUUUUACCUUCUCUGUCUGAAAUCAGUUGGAGACGUUACAAAAAACGAGCAGGGCUUAAAAAUGUUGUAUUUUGGCAAAUGUAUACAGCUUAAUUUUCAUUAACCUGUCAAAAAUUAGAUAAAUUAAUUCUGUAAUUAAGUCCACAUUUACUACAUGAAUAUGCACAAUCAAAUUAUUUUUUAACACAAUCCCCAAUAAAUUCUUAUUAAAGUAACUCUGUGUCAUUUAGAACAGUUGCCAAUUUUAAUUUGCAUAUAAACAAGAUUUUAAAUAGUUGUGACAUCAGUUAGUUAGUUCAGUGCCUUUAACUUCUACGCUUCUUCACAGCUUUUAGGUGUAAUGGUAAGCCCAGUGCUUGUCACUGUAAUUUGUGGCCUUUUGUGCAUUAACAGCUUCCCAAUAUGCUCAUUACAGACUAAACUAACAGAAGUGAAGACUCCUGCGAGGAGUCUUUGUCAAAUGGUGUAAACUCUAACACCUCCACAACGCACUAAUAAAAAUAUGCAUGCAGAUCCCUUCAUUUUCUUUUUCUCUCAUUAUAAUUAAGUAGACGUCACCACAUUUAGUUUUGUUUAUUUAUUUAUUUUCUUCUGAAAUAAUUAAGUGUACAAAACAAACAUGUUUAUGUAUUGGAUUUUAUGACAAAAUUGAAUGCAAACAUUUUGAAUGUAUUCUUACUGAAAUGUAACAUAAAUUUUAUCUUUUUUUUCUGCUUGUAUUUUGAGAAUGAACUGAUCUGAUGAGUAAAUAUGUCAACAAAAAAAAAGUUUUUAAUGUGCAGUAGUUUUCUUUUUAAUAAAAACUGUCCAUAUGUAGCAUUGACUCAUUUGUUCUAAAACAGAACGUUAUGAAAUAAAGUGUUAAAACAGAAUAAUUCACAUUUUCCACUUAUAGUAGGCUACUCCAGUCUCUGGUAAUGAUAAUAAAAAAUAAUCAGUGUUCAUGUCUCUUCUCAAGAUCUCUUGAGAUUCUCUCUGCUUGAGAUUGUUAAACAAUUCACAUUAAUUGUGCAAGAGCAGCGCCUUUGUCCAAUUGGACAAAGACUUUUUUUCUAUCUCCUCUACUGACCAGUUGAGAAGCUCAGCGUAUACAAGCCCCGCCCCUUCUGAAGGCGUCAUUUACUAAUAUGGUCACUAUAUCCUUAUAUGCAGUGUGGUGGGCGGAGCUCCGGUAACCACGGCUGUUUAGUGUCACUUUCACCGAAUUCUUAACUACGGUUCUCAGAGAUGAAUCAGACAGCUGGCGAGUGAAACACGCUGAAUCUCCUCUUGUAAACAGAACCUACAAGUUUUGACGGAUUAUUUAGCGACUUUCCUGGUACAAAGAACUGUCAUACGGAAAGAAUUGUUAGCGUUUAUUCAUUCUUAUUUUAUUUACAUGUUUUGUUUUUUUUCGCAAUAAUAUUUCGCGUGCGCUCUUGUUUGGACGAAGAUUACGAUUUGGUACCAUAUCAGUAUGAUGAUCGGAAAGCGCUCUUUGUUUUGUCUUUUCCUUUAAAUAGCUAAUAAUACCUACGAUCGCGACAGCAAAACUUCACAAGUGGGAUUUCGAGAAGAUCGUGAAGUUUCAAACGGAUGGUCUUCUCCUGUUCGCUCGGACAUUAUCGCGCAAAAUUGACAGUAUCCGGAGCUUCCCAAGAUGAACAUGCAUUCGGGAUUUUUCUCACAGUAAUUAUGCCACCUUCUUGUUUACUUUGUAAAUAUUCCGAUACCUCCUCUGAGUAGAUAAGUAAAGUUUUGUCGUAGGAAGAUCUCGGAGGUGAGAUCUCCUCAAGCGUCCUUCAGGAUCGUUUGAACUCUCCUCCCCGCUGGAAACGAGUCGCAUUGUAUCGGUCGUUACCACAGAAAGUGUUGCGGGAUAGCAUGGCAAUGGUAGUAAAUCAGUGGCAAGAGAACAUUUCGGCUGAUCCCGGCUCCCAGCUGCAAAUGUGCAGUCAGGAGCCCGGCGGGACACCGGGAACUCCCUCUGGUUCAACCCCGGGCAACGACGCGCUCUCCGGGGACAAAAUUCCCAACGUGGACUGCAUGGUGUGCGGGGACAAGUCCAGCGGCAAACACUACGGCCAGUUUACCUGCGAGGGCUGCAAGAGCUUCUUCAAGCGCUCGGUCAGACGGAACCUGAGUUACACCUGCCGGGGGAACCGCGACUGUCCCAUCGACCAGCACCAUCGGAACCAGUGCCAGUACUGCCGGCUGAAGAAGUGCUUGAAGGUCGGAAUGAGGAGAGAGGCUGUGCAAAGGGGUCGUAUGUCCAACUCGCAGUCCAGCCCAGGACAGUACCUGAGCAACGGGAGUGACCCAUACAACGGGCAGCCGUAUCUCUCAGGCUUCAUCUCUCUGCUCCUACGGGCUGAGCCGUACCCCACGUCCCGCUAUGGAGCCCAGUGCAUGCAGUCCAACAACCUAAUGGGCAUUGAGAAUAUCUGUGAAUUGGCCGCCCGUUUGCUCUUCAGCGCUGUGGAGUGGGCGAAGAACAUCCCUUUCUUUCCUGACUUGCAGCUCAUGGACCAGGUGGCGCUCUUACGUAUGUCGUGGAGUGAGCUGUUCGUUCUAAAUGCUGCUCAGUGCUCUAUGCCGCUGCAUGUAGCGCCCCUGCUGGCCGCUGCUGGUCUACAUGCCUCCCCCAUGUCAGCCGAAAGAGUGGUGGCCUUCAUGGACCACAUACGUGUCUUCCAAGAGCAGGUGGAGAAACUGAAAGCCCUGCAGGUAGACACGGCCGAAUACUCCUGUUUGAAGUCCAUCGUACUCUUCACCUCUGAUGCCAUGGGUCUGUCUGAUGUGGCCCAUGUGGAGAGCAUCCAGGAAAAGUCCCAGUGCGCUCUUGAGGAGUACGUGCGGAACCAAUACCCCAAUCAACCCAACCGAUUCGGCCGCCUGUUGUUACGGCUACCCUCCCUGCGCAUCGUUUCUUCUCCUGUUAUCGAACAGCUGUUCUUCGUGCGACUGGUAGGCAAAACGCCCAUUGAGACCCUGCUGCGGGACAUGCUGCUUUCCGGCUCCAGCUACAACUGGCCUUACAUGCCCGUCCAGAGAGACCGGCCCAUCUCACUCCAUUACAACGAGAACGGGCCCUGAUCCCACCCCCAUAAUCCAUAUCACACCCCCGCUGCCAUGGGGUCAUGGCCGAUACAGGGAAUCUGUCAGCAAGCCACGCCCCUUUCUGCCACAUCAUCACCUGCUCACUUACCUGAAGCACCAGCCGUUUGUUCCGUCAAGGGGAAUGGACCACAGCACUCAUAUAGACACCAAACUGUUUCCUACAGAGGUUUUCUAUGAACGAGGACUGAACGAGAACGUCCAUUCCUGAUUUUGACUCAACCAGAAGCCAUUAAAGCUGAUGCCAAAACUUUAUUAGAACAGCUAUUAGAUGGACCUCGAAAACCACUUGUAUUAAUGGGAGAGUCAAGAUUUUGUCUGUUUGGUUGGGGGUUUGUAUUUCACCCCAAAUACAACCAAGAGAAGGACUCAUUGGAGGACUCAUUGGAGAGAAAGCCAUUGCCAAAGUAGGACAGGCAACUGAACUCUCGGGAGCAUUUUGUGGAACUGAUGACUGAGGUGAAAUUUUGUUUGUCUUGUUGAUUUUUGCGUUUAGGUCUCUGUUGAGGUGAGAAGACUUGAAAGAGGCACUUGAAACCAGCCAGAUAACCCUCACUUUCCGUGCUUUUCUCAGCUGCAUCCAAAUAAUCAGCACAUCUAGACAGAAUGUUGCCGUGUCAAGCACAACAUGCGUCUUGUUAAAUACAGGAAUUUAUCUCCUGUAGCUUCAAGAAAAACACUAGGGUAAAAUAGGGUAUUCUGGGACAUUUGGGAAUGUCGGGAAAGCUCCGAUGUGUCCAAGCCAACAAAGUCUAUGCUAACUGUACCAUGUAUGUUUGAUUAUGUAAAGUGUUGAGGUGGCAGUCAAACAUGCAAAAAUGACCCAGAUUAUCCCAAUUCACCCGACAAACUCGAGACCUCAAUUAUGCCAAUAGUCUGCCUUUGAUGACCAGGUAUAUUGUGUAGCAUACUGUAGGUUUCAUCAAGUAUUUUUGUUACUUUCUUGCUCGUUUGAAUAUGUUUAAACCCCAUUGUCACAUUUUUUAACAUGGCACUACAGCUUUUAAGGCAGCAUUUGGAUAUAAAAGCCAUUGGACCUUUGAAAGCAGGACCUGUUGUAUUAGUUCACAGAAUAUUUCUAUCAAAAUAUGUUUUCUGUAUUUUAGGUUUGAAGAAAUUAAAUAAUGAAAUAAAAGUCUGUCAUUCACAGAA